CUGUAGUGUGACCGUCUUCGGUUGGUCAGUCGCUAAUUUCUAAGAAGCGGAAAGUUGUGAGCAAAACGUGUGAAAAUUGUGCUCAAAACGUCAACAAUAAAUUUGUGAAAAUAGCUGGGAGCGUAGUAUGCGAGCGCGGCAAUCGCAGAACUAUGAAAUUCCCCCGUGAAACGUGUUAGUUUGGCUGCAAAAUCACUUUUAAUUUGACGAUUUCUUAUUAGCGUGUUGGAAAAGAGGAAAACACACACAAUGUAGUAAACGUUCGAAACAGCGUCGCGCCAUCGUUUGAAUGCUGCGAAUCAACAAUGUGCAACAGAACAAAAAAACAAGUGUACAAUUCAAUACAAAGUGUUUUCAAAAAAUUGAAAUAAAUAGCUCUGAGAAGCAAUAAACCACGUAGCUUGCCGUCAAAUUAAACUACAUAAAUUGUGCAAAAUGAAGUGAAAACUUAAAUAUUAACAAAGUAAACGAAACAACGAAAGAUCGUUUAUGUGAAGACCGUAUCCACAAAAUACAAGUUUCAACAUACAACGACGGACAACAACGCAAAAUCUACAGGGCGGGAUUAUCAUCUUCACAAGAUACAAUCAGUUUCAGGAUAAGGAUCCAUAAACAGGGUGCCAAUCAGAGGAAUCAGGAGCGAAGGAGCCAGGAAGCACGCGGAGGAAGUCGUCGAAUCUUUCGCAGCGUUAUGAUUGUGAUGGCUGACAAUGUGAUGUGGCACAGAGUUGGACACCGUCUAAGCAAAUCAAGCGCGCACCAUCGCCUACGCCUACAAUUUUUACCACUGGGAGUCUCAGCCUCCGUCCUCCGUGCCAGAGCCAGAGGUUAUGCAUUGAGCCCCCAAUGUUUUGGGGGCACGUCAACGAAGGCCCAGCGUCAGCAGGAGCAGAAACUGCAUCAGCAGAACCGGCAGCAACAUGACGGCUUUGCCUGUGAAGUAGUGUUGUGAAAUAGAAACUAAAACCGAGACCGAAACCGAACUCUACCAAGCGAGUGAACUCUCAAGCCGAAUCAAGGCUCCCCCCUCUAAAUACACGUCUAAUUUUAGUUCGCAGUCCGAACUGCCGCAGCAGCACCAUCACCAUGCCCAUGUCCAGCCACGACACGGUCUUCGUGGAGCCCGCCGUGAGCAGCAGUGGCGGCGGCAGCACCAGCAGCAUCAAUCGCGUGGGAAUAGCCGGUGGCCCCCAGCCGCCGCCCCCGCACAUCGUCAUCGAUGGCAGCAGCCUGUCCACGCAGGCCCAGCUGCAACGCAUCAUGCAGCGUCGCAUGUCCAUCAGUACGCGCCAAAUCCUCAGCGCCAGCCAGUCCCAGUCGAUGAACACGACGCAAAAGUACGCGGUGCGUACAGCAGCCGGAACCGGAGCAUUAGGCGCGACGUCAGCUUCGUCGGGCAGCUCCGGCCAAGAGCUGAUCAAUCCCCAGAUCUACAAAAUUGUGACCACUGACGGUAGCACCAGCAAUGUCAUCAUCGACGCAUCGGCUGCUGCACCUCCGCACAACUCUAAACUGUUGCUUAGCAAUCUCACGGUGCUCUCGAAGCAGGCACCAGUCCAAGGAGGAGGCACGCAGCAGCAGCAACAACAGCAGCUUAACUACCUGGGAGCCAAGAGUCUGCCGUAUGUGACGGCAUCGCCGGCCAAGGGCCAGCAGCAGCCUCAAAAGUUCGGCAGCAUAAGCGCAUUUAAGGCGCAACAGCAGCAGCAACACCAUCCGCAUGCCACCCUGCAGAAAGUGACUUUGGGCUCCCGAGUCGCUACCCGCCUGCAGUCCUAUGUGCCGGCAAGUCCUUCGCAGAUUAUGGUGCAACCGGCGCAGCCAAAGUAUGUAAAUGCCACGGCAACAGCGUUAGGUGGAAAUGCUGCUCUUCUGAAGAAGGCCAAUCAAAAGAUCACGGUCAAGAGCGUGAGCAAUAUGUCGCAACAGCAACAGCAGCAGCAACAACAACAGCAGCAGCAGUUACAAGCCCAGCAGCUGAAAACCUUCAUCACGCAGCAGCAGCAGCAGCAAACCUACAAGGCGGGAGCCAAGGCAAAGUUUGUGAAACAAUCGACCGCCUUGUCCAUUGCCGCUUUGCCCCAACAGCAGCAGCAACAACAAGCGGCUACCUACGCGAAACAGCCAAUGGUCACCACUCCCACAUCCGCGAAGGUCACCAAACUGAACAGCAAGUAUGUGCAGCAGCAGAUCAGCCUGCCGCAGGGCACGCAAUUGCAGCAAAAAACGUCGCCGAAUGUAGCAGGAGGAGGAUAUCUGCUGCAGCAAAGUCAGGCCACGGGCGGAGGAACUAUCAAGUUUGUCAACUCCCAUGGCACCGUCAUCCAGCAGCAUCCCCAACAGCAUCAGCAGGCAACGAAACGCACCCAUUACAAUAGUAGCGGAAGCAGCGACAAUGAACAGCAUGGGGUGGCCAACUCUUCACUGAUCACCGAUGAUGUGAUGAUUGUCAACGGCACUCAGAUGACCGACGAACUGUCCGCCCGGAUCCUGCAGAGCAUGGCUCAGAAGUCGUUUAGCCAGCAGCAGCAGCGAUUCCAGCAUGUUCCCGCUUCGGGCAGUAGCAACAUGCCGCCUCCCACCCAGAUUAUUUACAGCAACAGCAGCAGCAGUAGCAAUGGGACAGUCGCCAGUAGUCCGGGUGGAAAUCAACCGGGAAACCUGCUGCUUGCCCACUAUCAGGCAGCCGGCCCAAAGCCGGUAUCCUCAGCUUCUUUCCUCACGGUCACGGGAACGCCGCCGGUUACGGUUGCAUCCACGCCCUCGGUGAGCAUCUCGUCACAUGGCUUUGCCAGUGGUAGUGCGGCCAUUUCCUCCUACAUGUCCUCUGCGACGGCGGCGCGACGUCAAUCUGUGAGUGCGCCCAGCAGCAGGUCAGUGUCCUUGGAACGGAAGCAGCACCAACAACACCAGCAACUGCAGCACGAGGUGAUUGGUGGCGGUCGCAAGGCUCCAACGGUCAUCGAGUAUUACAACAAGCACGGCGUGAACAGCAUAAUUGGCAGCAGCAAUAGCCUGACCCAAAGCGCCAGCAUGAGUAAUCUCGGAGCCCUGCGGAGUAGCAGUGCAAGCGGAUUCGCCACGACCACCACUCCAACGCCAGCUGCACCUCUUCACCUAACGCCCCUGAACGUGCCAGUCCACGUGGAAGCUUCAGCACCACAGUCCUCGCCAGCUCUGGUCAAGGGUACGUCUCAGGCGCCGGCGCAACCACCACAACAGCCGCCGCAUCUUUUGGGACACAACCAGCUGAGUGCCAACGAUGAGGAGCUGUACAUCGAGGAGGUGCGUCCGGUUCCAGUGCUGACGCAGGAUCUACGACUGCAACAAUUGCACGCUAUAAUGCAGGAUCACACGUAUGCCUCCCAGCAACAACAGCAACCGGCGCAGGCUCCUGCAGGGGAUGCCACGAUUUCUGGAACAGCACAGCAGGUCCAGCAGCCGCAGCAGUGGUCACUGGGCGGAAUCGGUGUCACGGUGGCUGGUGGUCAACCAACACCGACGGCGGUAGGCGGAUAUUGCAACUACUUUGGACAGCAAAUUGCUCGCCAUCAAGCCGACGAUGAUGCUCACUCUGCCAUUAGCAGCAGCUCCCGUUUGGGACUGACUAGCGCAGACAUUGAUCCCGGCGAGGAGACGGAAACGGCACCCGAAGCUGAGGCCGAGGACGACUCGGUGACGCGCUGCAUCUGCGAACUAACCCAUGACGAUGGGUAUAUGAUUUGCUGUGACAAGUGUUCGGCCUGGCAACAUGUUGACUGCAUGGGCAUUGACCGCCAGAACAUCCCGGAGGAGUACAUGUGCGAACUCUGCCAACCGCGUGCGGUGGACAAGGCGAGAGCUCGAGCCCUGCAGCGUCAAAAGCGCAAGGAGCACAUGCUGCUGGUGGCUACGCAAGCGGCAAAUGGUGCUGCGGCUGUGGCGGCUGGAACGACGAUCAGCGGUGGACUCGGUGGUGGAUUGCCGAUGUCCGAGGAGUUGCAGCACCGGCUGGCUUCUGGUCUGAAUGGCGGAUUUGCCACGGGCACCGGCAUGUCCAAGAAGUCAAAGAAAACCAAAGAGAAUGCGGGCAGUACCCCCGCCUUAAAGAAAACAAAGAAGAGCGGUGUUGGCAUGGGUGGCGAGAAGAGCGGCAGCGGAAGCGGUACUCCCUCUAGCAGCGGCGGCAAAUCCAGCAAGAAGAGCAGCAAACGCAAGAGCAAGUCUAGUGGAGAUGGAUCUUGUGGCGGUGGCAGCAGUCCAGCAUUGACGGCCGCCGAAAAGCAUGCCGCCAAUCUUCGUCAGUGGAUCGAGAAUUACGAGUAUGCGGUGACCAAUCACUAUUCGCCAGAACUUCGCGCCCGCCUACACGCAAUCCAGAAGCAGCCCAGUCUGUUGCAGAGCAUACAAAACACUGAGAACAAGGCUUUGAGGCAGAUUCAGCAACAACUGUCGACUGCCGGCAGCAGUGAGCUUGAGCAACGGGCACAGCUCAUCCCGUAUGCGGGUGCCAAAGUGCUGAUCAGCAGUGUGGAGUUGGCUCCGCAUGCCCCCAUCCAUGAGCUACGAGGCAAGUAUAUGCUCACCACCCAGUUCCGCACCCAGAACCCCACCGUCAACAUGAACACGCCCCCGCCCAGUAAUUACCUGAACAGCUUCAAGGCGCACAAGACGCCGGGUCAGUUUGUGUUCUUUUACCAGCUGCCCGGAGUAGAGGCGCCCAUGCAGACCCUGCGGCCAGACGGAAGUGUGCCACAAGUGGCGCAGCAACCGCCCUCGUAUCUCAAGGGACCGGAGGUGUGCGUGGAUACGAGGACAUAUGGCAAUGAUGCACGAUUCGUGCGCCGCUCUUGCCGGCCGAAUGCCGAGCUGCAGCACUACUUUGAGAAGGGAACGCUGCACCUGUACAUAGUGGCACUGACGCACAUACGUGCCCAGACAGAGAUCACGGUUCGCCAUGAGCCGCACGAUCUGGCCGCGGUGGAGCAGAAGAAGUCGCACGCUGCCGUUAUCCAGCCGACGAGUACCCGCUGCGCUUGCGACUUGGGCAGUGAUUGUCUCUUUGCCCUACCGCUGGCCGUACAGCAACAGCUCCAGGCUCCGCCGACCCAGCCAAGAAGUAGUCAUCGAAACAAAGCGGCAGCAGCAGCGGCGGCGGCAGCUGCGGCCAAUAGUGCGGCAGCCAUACAGCUAACAAUGGGAUUGGGCGUAGGAGCGGCGGUGGCGGCAGGAGCGGGUGUUUUGCCAAACUCCAGGAAUCGUUCUACAUCAUCCAGCGGCGAGAGCAGUCAAAUGGGUCUAAAUAGUCCUCAGCUUGGACAGUUGAAUCUGGGCUUUAAGCCCUCUCCGACGGCAGUUUCGCUGACGGCACCUGUACCCGGAGUGCAUUGCAACAACAGCGGUGGAAGCAGCAGCAGCAGCAACAACUCGUGCUCUGUGUCCAUGUCCAGUGUCCUGCACGACUCUGGCAUCUGCACGUCGUCCUCUUCCCCGUCGGUGUCUAUUCCAUCGCCCACACCCACUCAGCUGCAGUCGCCGACCUUACAGCAGCACUCUCACCAGUUACCACAGCAGCAAUUGUCGCUUCUGCAGCGUAGUCCCACGCAACAGCAUCAGCAACAGAUCCUUGCUGCGCUGCCUACACCCAUGCUUACGCCGAUGCUUUCCCCCCAAUUGCCGAAACCAGCACAGCAGCCACAACACCAACAUGCUCUGUUGCCGAUACAGCAGCAAUCUUCUUUGCUGCAGCAGCCCCAACCACAGCAAAGUCAGGAGCCGUUGGCUGUUAUCGCAGCUGCUGCAGCUGCACAACAGCCCAUGGCCACCUAUUUUGUCCGGCAACCGCAGCAACAGCAAUCACCAAAGCCGCAUGUCGUAGUGGCGCAGCAGCCACAUGUGGCUGGUGCUCAACAGCAGCAAACUUUCAUGCAGCAGCAGCAGAAACAACAACAGCAGCAGAAAAUGGCGGAUGAGGCUAGAAUGGCAGUGAGUGCAUUGCAAACCCUGCACGCCGCCCCCACGUCGCAUAUAGUGACGCCAAUCAAAGUGGCAACAGUGCAGCAACAAACGCAACCACAACCGCAGCAGCAACAAGGGGUACAACAACAAUCACCACAGCAGCUACAACAACAAUCUCAGCACCUGAACGUCCCGCAGUCGCCCCUACGUCAGCAAAAACCUCAGCCAGUGCAACACCAGCAGCAGAUAAUCUUUUCAACCGGAGCCCAGGCAAUCCCGGCGACUACGCCUACCAAAUUGAAUUCACCCACGAAGAGUGCGGCUCCUGUGGUUACCACCAGCAAUGUUAGUAUAGGUGGCCAACCAUUGGUGGCUGGUGGAAAGAAGACACCUGCCAAGCAUCAACAACAACAGCAGCAGCAGCCAUCGACACCUCUUUCGGCCGCUUCAGUUCCAGCCGCAUCUCCUUCGUCAGCCGAUUCCAGAGAAGAGGAUGUUUCGUCUAGUACUACUACGACACCCAGCACGGGAACGACGGCCAAGGAUAAACCGAAGCAGUCGCGCGAAGAUCGCAAGUUGGAAGCCAUUCUGCGAGCGAUUGAGAAAAUGGAGAAACAGCAAGCACGCGGUAAAAAGGAGACACGUCAGAGUAGCGGUGGCAAGCGUCAGGCGAGUAACUCGCCCGCCUCGCCCAACAAGCGUGGUAGCUCCAACUCCAUCAGCGAGGAUGUGGACACGCCAACAAGCACCACAUCCGCGGCGGCAGCUGCUCAGCGUCGGAACAAGAAGAAGCGUAAAGUGAGUCGCAGCUACAACAACACCAAUGGCUUGGGUCCGGGAGGCAGCAACAACAAACGGAGGAAGAGCAUCCUAGUGGAGUCAGAUGGCGAGUCGCAUGCAUUGACCAAUUCGGAAUCGGAGGACCAGGUGCAGCAUCCACAUUUGCAUCAUAGUGGAUCAGAGGAUCAGGCCGCAGGACUUCUUCUAGCUUUGGCUCACAACAACUCCUCGCCGAAUGAGUCAUUCAAAUCGCCCUCAUCCCAAUCGCACUCCCUGCCAGCGACUCCAGCCUCUGUGAGUAGUGCCUGCCUGCUGAUCGAGGCUGCCAUGGGACCUCUGGAGCAACAGCCGGCACCGGCGACAGCGUCGCCUUCGGUGGGCGAGUUCAAGUACCCGCCCGGCGGGGCCAAGACCAAGAAGUCGCUCAUGUCCAGCUGGUUCCAGCAAGCGGAGCAACAGCAUGCCUCUGGCUUGGAUAGCCUCGUACAGGCGGCUAUGAGCGAAAUCAACGGCGAACGGGAGCAAUUACACCAUCAACCCGAAGGCCAAUCCUCGCCAGCGCCGGCACUACUUAAGGUGGAGCAGUUUAUUCAUCAGGCGGAGUCCACGACUUCAGUCGCUGCCCGAGAGCAACUGCAUCUGCCGUUGCAGAACAAUUCAUCUGUGAAGAAGCGCUGGCUGCGACAGGCUAUCAGCGAAGAGACCACUCCGGUUGAAGAAAUUCAGCAGCAGCUAAACCAGACAGUUCCUGCCACACCCUCCCCUCAGCCGGCACCAACCGUCUCGCCAUUGGCGAAUGGAUUCAGUACACCGCUAAAGAAGCGGCGACUGGUGGUCGUUAGCAAUGGAUCGAAUGUGGAAGCUGAAGAGCCGCACAUCGAUGUUAUCGGAGAGCCCAAGGAGGAGGGAGAGGAGUCUGGCAGUAUGCCUGCCCUUAAGGUAGAAACAGAAAAUCAACAAGAGCAGGACGACGAUGUGGACAUCCUGCGUUCGCCCAGUCCGGGGACCCAUCAAAUAGUGGCCGAGGAUAAUCUGGUCAAGAUCGAGCCAGAGGACACGAGUGCAGCCGCCGAUGACGUUAAGAUUGAUGUGGAACGCGAGGAGAGCCAGGCAUGCGAUAAGUUUGAGGAAAUGGUCAAGGUGAAGCGCGAGGAGGAGGAGCAACGUGAACAGCAAAACCAGCAGCUGCUUGAACAGUCGGAGCAGCAGGCACCCAAAGUUGAACCCUCCGUAGUAGAACCGAAAGUUGAAAAUAACAUUGUCACAGCGGUGCCCAAAGUGGAGGCAACCCCAGAGCUAGUGCCGCCUAAAAAGGAGCCGGCGAAAGUGGAACCCAAGCCGGGCGAAUCUCUGCUGCGCACGACAGCGACUGCAACUGCAUCGGCAGCGGCCGCAGCUGCGGCAGCCACUUUGCUCGACGUGAGCAAAGUGGCAGUCAAAGCUCGACAGCCACCUCUUAAAUUGGAGGAUGAGCCUCAAAAGAAAAAGCCUAAACUGGAAUCGGCAGCCGUUGCAGCACCACCACUUUCGGGACUUCCGGUUCCAGCAGCAGUUGCAUCAAAUGCAACUCCAUCGGCGACAGCCAACUCAACGGCCGCAGCAUUAACAACCGGAACUGCUCCCCCCAGUACCAAAAAUCUCACCGAACACGAUAUACAGGAACGUUUGCUGUCCUUCCAUGCAGCAAACAUUUCCUACCUGCAGUCCAGAAACAAGAAAGCUACAGCAGUCUCGGUAUCCGCGUCCUCCAGUCAGAAGAGCAAUAGCAGCAGCGGCGGCAGUGGCGCAGAGUCUAAAAAAUCGUCCAAGGAUAAGGAGGAGAAGCGAGAGAAGGAAAAGCAGCUCAAAAAAUCCAAGAAAGACAAGAAAAAGUCUAAGGAAAAGGACAAGCUUAAGGCGUCUGCUAUUCCCACUCUACCAGUCGUUGAGGCGAAGAAAAAGACGUCGCAGCCAACAAAGCCAGAGAGUAAACCGAUGACAGCUCCGGUUCUUUUGCCACCUAGUCUACCGGCUGCUACGGCAAAUGGGAAGACCAAACACAUGGCACACAACAAUGCUGAUCAGCAGCAACAGCAGCAGCAGCAGCAAAUGAGACGUCGCACCAUGUCCAUGUGUAUUACACCAGUCACGCCUACUCCGGUGCCCAUGGUCUCAUCACUGCUGGGUACGCCGCCCACAGCUAAGAAGAGGCAGACUAAUUUCGAGCAGGAGCUUACCAAGCCGAACAGUCAGAUCCUGAGCAGCAGCAUCCUUCUGAACAGCAGCAAGGGACUCGGACUGCCGCUCGCCCCACCCACGGUGGUUGGCAUGCCCAUGCCCACGGUGGUUCAACAGCAGCAGCAUCGCAAGGAGAACAACCACCAGGAGGCGCAUCCCGCCAGUGGAGGACCUAUGAGCCUGGCUGCUGCCAUUGCCAGCGGAAAACUAACUGCUAUCAGUCGGCGAAGGGAGUCCAUGUGUGGCAGCCGGCAACAGGCACUCAUUGCGGCAGCCUUAAAGAAGGAAAAGAAGGAGAAAAAGAAAAGCAAGAAAAAGGAUCGGGAGAAGCAGAAGCACGAGAAGCAAAAGGACAAGGACAAGGAACGAGAAAAGGACAAGGAGAAGGACAGCAAGCUAAAGACAAACCACAUACAGAGGCCAGCACUACCGGCUCCAAUCACUGCUACCAAUCCGACUCCAAUGCCGACUGCCACUCCAGUUUCAGUUCCGAUUCCGAUUACCACGCCAAAGGCAGCUCCCAUCCCAGUAUUGAUAACCCAGCCCACACCUACUGCGAUCCAUCCACCCCAACCUUUGGUCAACAACUGCUCCACCAAGGUUACGCCGCUGCCAUUCUAUAACACCAUCUACGGCAAGCUGCAGGAUCCUCCGACGCCAACCAGCAACCCCAGUCCCAUUACUAACACCAUGCCAAGUUUGGCCGAAUAUCUGGAGUCUACAAAAGCUAAGACAGCAGCAGCAGCAGUAGCGACAGCGGCAGUCAAACCUGUUGGCAUUGCAGCAGUUACGCCAGUUAGUAGCAACAUAGUCGCAGCAACAGUGGCAGCUGCAUCCCUUGAAAUGCCGCCACCGGCCACCACACCACUGAAGCUGUACACGCGAACCGCCAGUCAUGACCCGCGACUGAAUCCCAUGCUCACUGUACCAGAUCCCACGCCCAUGCCGAAACGUAAGCUUUCCAUCAGCGAGUACCGGAUGCGACACCGCCCUUCUGUGGAUACGGCACCCACCACGCCUACAACACCCACAACUCCGACCACUCCCACCACGCCAACGGGCACCAACAAGGAUCGCUGCUUCGUCAAGCCGCAGACCAUUAAUAAGUGCUCUCUGCAGUCGCCGGAGCGAUUCCAAGCCGCAAUCCGGGAGCGGCGAAACUCAAUCAGUGCACACCACCACCCGCAACUGAACGUUAAUCUCAACAACAACAAGGGCAGCAGCAGCAUCAAGAGCGGAUCCACUAGCGGUAUCCAUCUGCAGCACGCUCUAGGCGUCACCAGCGGAAGGAUGCCGACCAAGAAUGCGUUAGUAGAUCCAGCAGCCACCACCUUGAGCACGGUCAACAGCAUCCUGAGCACGGCUCAAAAGCUGCACAUGUUUGAUGACAAGCCAAAAGGUGGCCACUUUAAUGCUGCACCUACACUUCUCGAGCAACAGCAGGAGAAGAUGAGCGAGCGAUCGCGGUGCUUGCAGCGGACUAUCUCGUGUGACUCGCGGGUUAUCGAUCGAUUGGGCACAGGCGCCGCUGCGAGUGCCUUGGAAAAGGUGACAACGGCGGCAAACAGGCGAGAUGGCAUCUGAAGAGAAAACCAAACUACAAACUGAUGACGAAAUAAUAAUAAUCCGACAUCAACAAAAGCUAAACUGCAGAAGGAUUCCAAUUUGCUAUUUUAGAUGACACCUUUCCCACACCAAACACAAAAGCUAACCGUUCCUUGAUUUUAAACACUAAAUUAAAGAAAAUCACAACGCGCAUAUAGUAUGACCUGCAUACAUGUCGAUUGAGCUCAACAAGCAAAGCGAAUGCUAUUAAUGGAUGUAUAUUUCAAAGCGAAGAACAUUUUGCUUAGCAAAACCAUUUGGGAAAUCCGGGAGAGGAGGAUAAACGUUCUACUAAACUACUUAGUUAUUUAAUAGUAUCGUUUUUGUCACAGCAAACAAGCCGCUUAAAUUACUUACAAACAAGAAACCUACAAUAUAUAUGCACGUGUACAUGCUAAACACCUAUAAUACAAUAUAAUAUGUAAUUAUAUUAGGCAGCCAAAAUUGAAGUUAUUGAGAUGUUAGAAACCACUCUUGGCUCGUUUAGUAAUUGAAUAUGUAUUUUUAGUUAUUAAGUUUAUUCAAUCGCCGAGGAGCCGGAAGUAGAUCGGGAUGUAUCCAUCCCUACAAAAUAUAAUUUGUGUAACUUUCGUUUAAACUUUGAAUUACUUGUAAUCGUAGAAAUAAAAGAAAAAAUAUAUUUAACUCGGUAACCUACAAUAUCUACCCAAAUAAAAUUAGCCAGACUUAAAAAUGCAAGCAAUAUUUAAAAAUCCACUACCUAGAGCAGAACUUGGCAAACAAUAUAAAAUAAGAACGUUAAUCAAGACCAAGAAAACAGAAUCCGGGACUAAAACACUGUAAAUAUUAUUUUUAAAAAACCAGAUACAAACAAAUGGAGAAAAUACAAAAAUACUUGUUAUCUUAUUAAGCAAGUGAUGUAAGUUAAAAAGAGUACAAAGCGAGGGUUAAUUGGAUGAAACGCGUAAAAAAUGUAAAUAGAGGCAGCAGGGGACAGUUUCCGAAGCCAUUUUCGUAAUUAGGCUUAAUUUUUUUUUAACUUUUCCGAAUUUUGUAUAAAAUAAAACAUUUACGAAUUAUUUAAGUAACAUAUUUUAUUUUUAUAGCUUGUCAUUAGUUUUAAAGGAUUUUAUUAUGAUCAAUGCACAUCGAGGAAUGUAUACGUAAACUCUGUACAUUGAUUGUUUUGUAUAUGUUCCUUGCUGCUGCAUUUUUCAUUUGUCACUAAUGUGCACACUUAAAAAAAAGAAAUUCAACUCAUUUUGACCCUGUGAAAAACAUUUUGCCACUAUCAAUUCAGAAAGGAUUAGUUAUUGAGAAUAAACUAGACACAAAAUUGCGAAUAAGUUGUAAAGGUGUUUACAAAUCUGUUUUUAACAACUAUGUGGAAAAAUAGUGUAUACAUAUAACUUUGUACAUAUGAAAUUUUAUUUCUUACACUAACCACAUAAGAAAAUUAUGCAGGUGGUCUUAGGCGAAGCGCUUUUUAAUUUAAAUUUAACUUUUAUUUCUGUAAAUAUGCCUACGCAACUUUAAUAGUGUAAUAUAUUCAAUGAAGUUUACUAAGACGAUUUUAUGGAACGUAUGUUGUUAAUUUUUUUAGCGCUGUACAAUACAAACAAGACCUAUUAUAAACCUAUUUAUAGUUAUCUGUAAAGCAUAUAUAUGGAUGGAAGAAUUCGUAGUUUUCGUAAUACAGAUUUUGAUAGUUCUAGCAUAAAACAUAAACGAAAUUAUUUAUAACUUAUUUGAAAGAAAAAUACCUACUCGUAAUAAUUUUUACUCUAAACCUAGAUUCUUAAUAAGUGCGAAUUUGAAUUGUAAGUCUAAGCAUAAUGGUUUUAGUCAUAAGUCUAUCUUGGUUUAACUGAUGUAAAUUAAAUACGUUAAUUGUUUACUAAACACAAACACAAGCAUGCCUCCUAAAGAAGUCGGCAAGCAAGCUUCGUCUGUAAAAUACA
Messenger RNA from Drosophila suzukii, 12461 nucleotides. It is a transcript of the gene upSET, whose product is annotated as SET domain-containing protein upSET. Gene Ontology annotation, cellular component: Set3 complex; Rpd3L-Expanded complex. Gene Ontology annotation, biological process: regulation of DNA-templated transcription. NCBI's taxonomy places the organism in Eukaryota, Metazoa, Arthropoda, Insecta, Diptera, Drosophilidae. The record is from RefSeq and is a predicted model, not a curated record.